This is a messenger RNA of Chrysochloris asiatica (Cape golden mole), 4230 nucleotides long. RefSeq names its product casein kinase 1, gamma 3 (gene CSNK1G3). The coding region runs from base 252 to 1619 and encodes 455 amino acids. The transcript has 13 exons. NCBI's taxonomy places the organism in Eukaryota, Metazoa, Chordata, Mammalia, Afrosoricida, Chrysochloridae. Gene Ontology annotation, biological process: endocytosis; positive regulation of canonical Wnt signaling pathway; peptidyl-serine phosphorylation. Gene Ontology annotation, molecular function: protein serine/threonine kinase activity; ATP binding. The record is from RefSeq and is a predicted model, not a curated record. Gene Ontology annotation, cellular component: plasma membrane; nucleus; cytoplasm.
CUCUGUAUCAAUAUCAGCUUACAUCAUUGGAAAGAUAAUUUUGAAGUCAUGUUUUGCUGAAAAGACAACUGAGAAAAAUCAUUUUACGAAUGGGAUGAACACGCACCAGCUAAUGGACUGCCUACUACAAUUUGAAUGUUAACGUUACCAAGUUGGUACAGUUACUUAGUGAUGUGCCUGUUCUCACAAUACCCUAUUUCAGUGUGCUUGUCUUGAUUAAAGAAUUCAAAGUGGAGUACCGCAAACUUGAUAUGGAUAAUAAAAAGAAAGACAAGGACAAAUCAGAUGAUAGAAUGGCACGGCCUAGUGGUCGAUCGGGGCACAACACUCGAGGGACUGGAUCAUCAUCCUCUGGAGUUUUAAUGGUUGGACCUAACUUUAGAGUUGGAAAAAAAAUUGGAUGUGGCAACUUCGGAGAACUACGAUUAGGGAAAAAUUUAUAUACAAAUGAAUACGUGGCAAUUAAGUUGGAACCCAUGAAAUCCAGAGCACCACAGCUACAUUUGGAAUUCAGAUUCUACAAGCAAUUAGGAUCUGGUGAUGGUAUACCUCAAGUUUACUAUUUUGGCCCUUGUGGUAAAUACAAUGCAAUGGUGCUGGAACUGCUGGGACCUAGUUUAGAAGACUUGUUUGACUUGUGUGACAGAACAUUUUCUCUUAAAACAGUUCUCAUGAUAGCUAUACAACUGAUUUCUCGUAUGGAAUAUGUCCAUUCAAAGAACUUGAUAUACAGAGAUGUAAAACCUGAAAACUUCUUAAUAGGACGACCAGGAAACAAAACGCAACAAGUUAUUCAUAUUAUAGAUUUUGGUUUGGCAAAGGAAUAUAUUGAUCCAGAAACAAAGAAACACAUACCAUACAGAGAACACAAGAGUCUUACAGGAACAGCUAGAUAUAUGAGCAUAAACACGCAUUUAGGAAAAGAACAAAGUAGAAGAGAUGAUUUAGAAGCUUUAGGUCAUAUGUUCAUGUAUUUUCUCAGAGGCAGUCUUCCUUGGCAAGGUUUAAAGGCUGACACAUUAAAAGAGAGGUAUCAGAAAAUUGGAGAUACAAAAAGAGCCACACCAAUAGAAGUGUUAUGUGAGAAUUUUCCAGAAAUGGCAACUUAUCUUCGUUAUGUAAGAAGGUUAGAUUUUUUUGAAAAACCAGACUAUGACUACUUAAGAAAGCUUUUUACUGACUUAUUUGAUCGAAAAGGAUAUAUGUUUGAUUAUGAAUAUGACUGGAUCGGUAAACAGUUGCCUACUCCAGUGGGUGCAGUUCAGCAAGAUUCUGCUCUUUCAUCAAACAGAGAAGCACAUCAACACAGAGAUAAGAUGCAACAAUCCAAAAAUCAGUCGGCAGACCACAGGGCAGCUUGGGACUCCCAGCAGGCAAAUCCCCACCAUUUGAGAGCUCACCUUGCAGCAGACAGACAUGGUGGCUCGGUACAGGUUGUAAGUUCUACAAAUGGGGAAUUAAACACAGAUGACCCUACUGCAGGACGUUCGAAUGCACCCAUCACAGCCCCUACGGAAGUAGAAGUGAUGGACGAAACCAACUGCCAGAAAGUGUUGAACAUGUGGUGCUGCUGUUUUUUCAAACGAAGGAAAAGAAAAACUAUUCAGCGCCACAAAUGACUCUGGACACAGACAGAUCAUGGAGAGUUACUUAUGUGUUCAUCUGCUGUCUUGUGAUUAAAAUCAUCUCUGUAGUGACCAUAUGUAUUUUCAAGGACUUCUCUUGGAAAUGGUCAUUAUCUUCAUACUUCAUUUUGUGAUUGUCUUACAGUCAUAUUUUUUUCUAAUUUAACUUUUAUGGAAGCUUUAAAGUUUUGUCAAAACAUGAGUGCUUUGCCCAUCAAUGAAGGGAAUGGACCAAUGAGGUGGUAUUCAUGAAUGCAGUUCUAUAAAACGGUUUCAGAAGCUCUUCUUCUGUUGUAGAAAACAGUACAGUAUCUUACAUGUCAACCAGUUUUAUACCUAACCUGUUUUUUUUUUUUAAUAUAAGUUCUGCAAGAGUAUAAUCAAACUGGAAUUUUUCUCCCUAGUGCAAAAGUGAAACAGAGUUGCCCAAAUGUUUAAAACAAGUUCUUCCUUGAGAAAUUCAUAUUUUGUGUUUGACAUCUGCAUUGGUUUCAGUAUUACUGAUGGUACUGCUAGUCAUGAGUCAUAUUAACAUUCUCUAUGAAAUCAUGGUACAGUCACUGCCCAGAGGUACUGAGGAAACAGCUCCAUUGGUUCUACAGAAGUUGGUGGUAGUCAAAUGAAUCACAAGCCAUGUGGUAAAUAGGAGUUCUGCUUUUGUUGCACCACUAUGUGAAGUGCAGUGUUGCAGACGUGGCAAAAGCGCUUAUUAAAAAAUGUAAAUUAUUUGUAUAAUGUAGCUUUAUGUUUCCAGGUAAUAAUGUAUGCUAGACAGCAGGAAAUGAAUACUUUGAUAAAUGAGAUACGUUGGAGAGUUUUAAAAAAAAUACACUAAGGAGAAGUAAUGAAUGUGAAUCUCAUUAAAAUUCAUCAAGGUUGAAGUCUAAGAUGACCCCAUGGAAACCUACUGCUGAAUGAUUACAUUCUGCCUUAAGCAGAAAAUUUCGGAUGUGCCAUGCAAUGGUGUUCUGUUUAUUAAUUAUUUUGCUCUUUGAUAAAAAAUAAAGACCUCCCCCCAGCAAUAAAAAUUGGGUCACUCUGUUGCCCUCUGUGCACAUUAGUCUCUUGUUUCAACUUUGCUGGUUCUCUGGAAUUUUCCGAUUACUUAGCAUGAUUGUGAUGAUUGAAAACUGUUUUGAGAGGAUGGGUCAGGUGCUUUGCCUCCAUAGUCUUUUGAAGUGCCUGCAUAUGAACAAAGUAAUGGUUUCACAAAAACAGAAACCCAUUCCACUUUUCAAGUAUGCCUUGUUUUUAAGCCAUAAAAACAUGGUGUACUUUAGUUACAUGCUACUAGCUAGGAUUUUCAAGAAGGGUUAAAGCAAAAUGACUGACUAGAAAGAUGAUUAUAUUGUUUAAAUCUCACACUCCCCUUUCCUUUAUAAAACUGUCACCUGUUUCCUCCAUUCAGUCUCUUUGUUGUGUUUUUAUGUAUGCCGCCAGGCAUGCUUAUUUAUUUUUCUGUCUCAAGGUAACAUUUGAGAUGUGUAUUAAAGUAAAUAAUUCCACGGUUUUGGCUUCAUUAUUGCAUUUACAGGGAUUUAAUUGUAUUUUGUAAUUUAUUAUUUUUUAUUAGCCAAAACUUCAAUGCAUUGUUUUGAUGAAUUAGGUAUCCAUAUGAACAACACAAAUCUGGGCAUUGUUUAUCAAAUAUUGGUAUGAAUCCUAUGAAUGAUCUUUUAAAAUUCUUGAUUUUAAUGACCUGGGAAACAUUUGCUGUAUAAUUUGGUCAACAGUUUCCAUUCUAUCUAUUUGUAUACUGUCAGGAGCUAUACACUUUGAGUUUUUGUUUUUGUUUGCUUUAAGCAAGGUAGAUGGUUGUUUUGGCCAUUAUAAUGUGAAACCACUUCUUUCUUUACAGUAUUUGACCAAAUUUGUGUCUAUGAUAUUUGUAAAUACAUGCAAUAUCUGUAUUUCUUAUCAUAAGCCUAUUUAGUUUUACUCUUAGUAGAGAUUUUUGGACUGUACAGUGUUUAUAUGAUCUGAAUUCCUUAUACAUAAGAAGGUGUGUAUAUUAAUCCAAUUAUGGACUUUAAAUAUUUUAAAAGUAUAAAUACCCUUAUUUGCUGCAAAGACCAGUAUGUAGACAUUUGCUUUUUAGCAAUAUUUUUAAGUGCUCCAUUUGAAUGCCAAGGAAUAAGUCUUUUGGCAACACAAACUGGUCAAUAAUAGGUAAUGCAGGUAUGUUCAGGUUAAGCCAACAAUGUUUUGCAUUUAUAUGCUUUUUUUCUGUCAACACUAAUGAAGUCAACAUUGCCUGAAUGUCUGAAUAAUGAAACACAUCCCUGUUUAAAAGUAUGUAACUGAAAAAGAAAUAAAAAUAAAGGUAGUUUUUUUAAACUUGUUUUUUUUUUCCCUUUUCCUCUAAUCAUGGGUAAAAUAAUGUCACUCCUUAAUUUCAGAUAGAAAUUAAAGCAUUUAAUUAAUUCACUCAGUCAUAUGUGAGAAGUAAAAUUAAAUAUGCUUUUGUUAUUUUGUUGCUUAGUUGGAACCCAGUCCAUACCAGCAAAGAUCUGAGUAUUCUUUAAUGGAGGUUUUGCUAUUAUUUUAAAUUGCAUUUCUCUGAACUGUUGAAAAGAGCAAUUGAUGAAAGCUAAUGUCUUCUGAU